AUGCCGGCUGGAACCGAGCUACAAGCACGGCGCGAGCCUGUUGACACGUCUGGAGUUCGUUUGCCGUCUUCGGCGCGCGAGCUUGUCUCGAAUCCCGCCGUCGUUGCCGCUGACGCAGAUCUGGAAACGGCCAAACCGACUUCUGCGCCGCAGAACACGCCUGAGCCGGUAGCAGAGGAGUCUGCUGGUACCGCUGAACUUGCGGUUUCGUCGUCGCGUCCACGGCCGCCACUGCUGAUCCACGGCGACGACGACCCCAGUAUGGCGCCUGCGCCCCCGUUGUCGCGGCCCGCGACGAGUGUCCAGCCCGUUGGUCGUCGCAGUUCGAACCCUUCGCCCUCGGUUUUGUCCUCCCAUCGCUACCGUGGCCCUGAUCCUCUCCUUCACAGCCAUCAGGAGUCGUCGUCCUUGUCGUCGUCCUUGUCGGAAGCGCGCCAGAAAUAUGAGGUCACUGGGGACGAGAGCGGCAAAAAAAUUGCAGCCGCGGUCAUUGUGGACGGCGGGGAGGAGGAGGAGGAUGGUGGUGCCGUGGGAAACGAUAAUCGACGAAUGAACACGUGCCCCGAUAAACCUGGCGAAAACGGUCACGUGGUGUCGUUGUCGUCUGCUCCCGUGCAACUGCCACACAUCGCAACACUUCUAACACUGCCAAAGCUCUCAGAACCACGCCAUACAUCGCCCAACUCCAUCUUAACAGGUCGCAACGUGUUCGCCACGUCUUCAUCGCGCAACUCGCCCGGCGCGGCGACAAUCGAGACCAAACUGCCGGCGCGCGGCGCCAGCAGUUUCAGUGGGGUCAGCAGCAGCAGUCGUGGCGACCGCGGCGGUGGAAGCAGUACUCCGCUGGUGCCCGCGACCACCAGAACUUUUCUAACGCCGCAUCGGCUCAGUUUCAAUUCGCACCAGAUGGCAACGGACCCUCACGUGACCCUGGUGGAUCACAACAAGAUCGAUAUCUCAUCGCUGCUCAACUCGCGGGGCGAGGACGUGUACACACUGCGGUCGCGCGAGCUGCUCAGCUCGUCGCCCGGUUUCCAGGCACUGGGUCACCACGCUGGUGACGAAAACGCAGAUCGCAGCGGCAGUUUCGGCGUUGGCGACGGCGACGGCGAUGGCGACGGCGAUGGCGACGGCGAUGACGACGACGACAAUAAUAAUAAUGACCACGACAAAGACAAAGAGCACCACGACGGCGUGAAAAAGAACGAAGCUGGAGAGAAAAAAUCGCAGAGACAUUACACGCGUGCCAAGGCAGAGCCCUCCCGCGCACCACCUUCAAAAUCCCCACGCGGGUCCGUAAUCGUGGUUCCACCGCCCAACACGCAACCGGGGCGCAUCAAAUCCAAACUCGACGACAUACGGUCCCGUGUGUUACUGGAUCCCAACACUAUCCCACCACGGCCGGACAACUUUGAGUCCUCCUCGUCUGUACGCUCUGACGACGAAUUUGCCGCUGCAGGUGCCGCAGCGGCUAUCAUCACAAAAAUGCGAUCCUCUCCUUAUGGUCCGCAUGACGAAUUGAAUUUGUCCAGUCGCCCCGGUUCUGCUAGCCUCAGGCAUCAUAUGCGCCCCAUAGUUCGCAUCCACCAACGAGAAUACGAACCUAACGAAAGUGACGAAAGUGCCGUGAUAGAGGACGACACGGAAGACGAGUCCUACGAAGAGGCGUCCAAGCACGCCUCAGACAAAAUCAGCUGGAACAAGAGCGGCAUGAAAAAAAGAGUCACGCGGCGCCAGUCUGCACCUUCAGCCAACUUCAAACGUCGUCACUCCAGUCAAAUGGAAAAUCCAGCUACAAGCUCGCGAAAUUCACGCCAUUCGUCGACUUCAUCGGCGUCUACUGUCACGUCGUUACUUUCAGCCGCCAAACUUUUAGGCAAAAAACGUGGCGACAAAAGCAUUAAAGAAGAGACCAAAAAUAAUCUUGAUCCCAACGACCCAUCGCUGUCACCACCGACAUCUCCAAAAAGUGGUAAAGCGCGGCGCAAAAAUGCUUCUGGAUCGCGAUCCAGAAGCGGAUGCUGGAUUUGCAGGCUGCGUAAGAAAAAAUGCACAGAAGAAAAGCCAAGUUGUCACAAUUGCAUGCGUCUCAACUUGCAAUGUUUCUACGACCAUACCAAGCCAGACUUCAUCUCUGACCCAGUUAAGAAAAACGAGAAAUUGGAAGAGAUCAAGAAAAAGACCAAAGAGGCAAAGCGUAUGGCUAUGAGAAGAAGGCCUUGA
Lachancea meyersii CBS 8951 is the source of this 2223-nucleotide messenger RNA. The record is from the annotation of a GenBank genome assembly. Lineage: Eukaryota; Fungi; Ascomycota; Saccharomycetes; Saccharomycetales; Saccharomycetaceae.